Messenger RNA from Asparagus officinalis (garden asparagus), 1387 nucleotides. Its product is annotated as probable plastid-lipid-associated protein 2, chloroplastic. The record is from RefSeq and is a predicted model, not a curated record. The transcript has 3 exons. Lineage: Eukaryota; Viridiplantae; Streptophyta; Magnoliopsida; Asparagales; Asparagaceae. The coding region runs from base 126 to 1100 and encodes 324 amino acids.
CUCAGUUCCGCUCAUCGCGACCUUCACAAAAUCCCCUGCUCAAUCCAAGAACCCCUGCUCAAUCCAAGAACCCUGAAAAAAGCCCCAAAUUUCCACAAAAAAAAGCCCUAGAAAUUUCCCCAAAAAUGGCAGCUUCAUCCUCAUUCAACCCCUUCGCUCUCAAAUCCCUCCCCAAAACACAAACCCCCUCCUCCUCCUCUCUCAAACCCCAGCAACGCCUCCUCUUCUCUCCCUCAACCCUCUCUUUCCCGCCAUCCAAAGCCCUAACCUCAAAACCCUCGCUUUCUUCCUCUCUCAUCCCCCGCGCCGCCGUGGACGACGACGAGUGGGGAAAGGAGCCAGAACCGGCGGGAAACGGCGAAUCUGGAGGAGUCGUGGUGGCCGAGAGCGUGGAGGAAGUGGUUGUGAGUGAGGUCGGGGAGCUGAAGAAGAAGCUGAAGGAGCUUUUGUACGGGACCGAUAGAGGGCUGAAGGCCUCGAGCGAGACGAGGGCGGAGAUCGUGGAGCUGAUCACGCAGCUGGAGGCCAAGAACCCGACGCCGGCGCCCACGGAGGCGCUUGCUCUGCUCAACGGCAAAUGGAUCCUUGCGUACACGUCAUUCUCACAGUUGUUCCCAUUGCUGGGAUCUGGAAGGCUACCAGAGCUGGUGAAAGUAGAUGAGAUAUCACAGACCAUUGACUCAGAAGCAUUUACCGUGCAGAACUCAGUCAAAUUUGCAGGUCCACUCGCCACUACUUUGGUCACAACCAACGCCAAGUUUGAAGUUCGGAGCCCUAAGCGUGUGCAGAUCAAGUUCGAGGAAGGCGUCAUCGGCACCCCACAGUUGACAGACUCUAUUACCAUCCCAGACAAUGUUGAGUUCCUAGGCCAGAAGAUCGACUUCUCUCCCCUCAAAGGUGUGAUCACAUCCAUCCAGGACUCUUACUCAUCGGUUGCCAAGACCAUCUCAGGCCAGCCUCCCCUCAAGAUCCCAUUCACCAACGACAAUGCUCAGUCUUGGCUUCUGACAACCUACUUGGAUGAGGAGCUCAGGAUUUCCAGAGGCGAUGGUGGCAGCGUCUUUGUGCUCAUCAAAGAAGGCAGCACACUGUUGGAUUAAUCAAGAGGUUUGGAUUCUAGUAACAGUUGAUAGACUCUAUCGUGAUUGUGUGAUGAUGUUUAAGCAUAUAAUGAUGAUGGUAUGUUUAUAUUGUCACCCCAUAUAUCUUAAGGAUGAGGGUAUAUCUGGUAUAUAAUGAUUAAUGGUAGUUGUUGUAAUCAUGUUAGUAUCUUGAGUGGGGGAAAUUUGAUAUUGUGGUAUAUUAAAAAAAUUGAUGUUGUGUAUAUAUUUUCACCCUACAUAUGAAUUGAAAGUUGAGAAGAAUAAUGGCAGUUCUUGUAAUCAUA